Messenger RNA from Schistosoma bovis, 4009 nucleotides. The record is from the annotation of a GenBank genome assembly. NCBI's taxonomy places the organism in Eukaryota, Metazoa, Platyhelminthes, Trematoda, Strigeidida, Schistosomatidae.
CACAGUUUUACCAAUAAAUCGAUGAUUUCAUCAAGUAAAAACAAUUGGUUUGAUUAUAUUGAAUCAAAAACAACUAACUACUCUUAUCUGAACAUUAUUCCGGAAGAAUUGAAAAUUUACAAAUUUCAAGAUCAUUUCUACAAUUUUUUAAAUAAAUUAAGAUCAUCCUUGAAUUCAAAGCGAAACUCUACAAAACUAACCACAAUUUCUACGACAGAUCCGAAUGGAAGGAUAACUGACCUAGUUAAUUCAAAUAUUCCAGAAAUCCAACUGACUAGUGAUGAUCGACUGCAAAGUUUGAAAUAUUUAAAAGAUAAUGAAUUGUCUAAGUAUGAAGAUAUUAUCUAUACAAUCCAAAAUGAUUCAAUCCCUUUAAAUUCAUUUGACAAUGUGACUAAUAGAAUGUUACAUUAUUCAAUGGAAUAUGGAUAUACAGAUUUAGUCAAAUGGUUAUUAAAUAAUGGAGCAGAUCCAAAUUAUAUCGAUGAAUUGGGAAAUCAACCUAUACACUCAGCAGUCUCGAGAAAACACGUACAAAUACUUCAAUUGUUAAUUGAUUUUGGCGCCAAAGUGGAUGCAAAAAACCGACUAGGUGCACAAGCUAUACAUCUAGCAUGUGAAGCGGAUUUUGUAGAAGGAUUAGAACUUCUGCUUGAAAUUGCAGUAGAUGCCAAUACACCUGAUGAACAAGGUGCAACACCAGUUCAUUAUUGUUGUUUUAAUGAUAGUGCUGCAUGUUUACAAAUGUUGAUACAAGCUGGUGGGAAUAUAUACCAGACAGAUGCUUUAGGAAAAUAUCCAAUUCAUGAAGCGAUUUCCCAAUCAAGUUUACAAUGCCUUAAAAUUCUUUUGGAUUAUAAUCAAUAUGAUAUGCAAGCACGUAAUGAGCCAACGACAACAAUAACAGAACCUUCUUGUCAGAUUAUUAAUUCUAUGAUUACUAACACAGAGAACCAUAAAUCUAUUUCAGUAUUCAGUCGUAAAUAUUCGACAAGUUCAAAUAAAUUUAAUUCAGGAUCUAAAAAUUUAACAAAUUCAUUUGAAUUGGAAAUGAGACAAGAAAAACUUAAUCAGAGAAUGAGAAAGCCGUUCAAGAAACAACAGUUGAUCCAUUUACGUGAUGGUGAAGGUCUUGCACCGAUUCAUGCGGCAGCUAGUUCAGGAUCGAUUGAAUUGUUGAAUAUAUGCCUUCAAUAUAACCCAGAUGUACUAGCUAAAGAUCAAAAUGGUCAAACAGUACUUCAUUAUGCUGCACUACGAGGUGAUCUAGAAUGUGUAAAGGCAAUCAUUAAAAACAUCUCACUUGAAGAACAAACCAAAUUAAUUCAUUGUUCCAAUGAAAAUCAAGAAACGUGUCUACAUUUAGCAGCCAAACACAAUUUUGUUGAUAUGGGAUCAAAUAUUAAUCAACAAGAUAUAAAUGGUUAUACACCAAUAAUGUCAGCUGCUAUUAAAGGUUCAAUUAAUGUAAUUGAUUAUUUAUUAAAUAAAAACAUUAUAAUUAAACAUCAUGAUAUAAGACAAAGAAAUUUAUUUCACUUAAUUGUUUUAAGUUGUUCAGAUGAAAUAUGUAAUUCAAUUGAAAUAAUAAAAAAUCUUAAAGAGUUACCUGAAUUAUUGAACGAUGUAGACAAUUAUGGAUAUACACCGUUACAUUAUGCAACUAAAUUAGGUCUUAUAGAAACUUGUCUAUUCUUUUUACGAUAUGGUGCAAAUGUAACAGUUGUGGGUGAGAAUAAAUGUACUCCACUUCAUUUGGCAGCUAAAUUUGGCCGUUUACGAAUAUCACAGAUUAUACUGAAUACAAUUGGUGGUAUGAGAACAUUAUCUAUGACUGAUAGUAAAGGUUGUCUACCUUUGCAUAUAGCAGCUUAUUAUGGACAAGAUAAAUUAUUGGAACUUUUUUUAAAAAAUGGUUGCUUAUUCCGAAGAUGCCAUGAAGGAAAUACUGCUUUACAUUAUGCAGUAAUGCAAGAGAAUGUAGAAGCAUGUAGAAUUCUAUUAGAGAUUAAUCCUACUUUAUUAAAUCAAACAAACUAUGAUGGAAUGACUGCAUUACAUAUUGCUGCAAUAAGGAAUAACAGUCGUACAAUAGAAUAUUUACUAUCUAACGGUGCGGAGAUCAAACCAGAUCAUAAUGGAUUAUACUUCUCAAAUUAUGCAAUCACAAGACAAAAUGAGGCAGCUGUUAAAGAAAUAGUUCUACAUGAAAGAUGGCCCGAAAUAGUGGAGUUACUUAGCAACACAAUAUACUGUCCAUUCAAAGAAUUAAUAAAGUAUUUACCUGAAAUUUGUUUGUUGGUUAUGGACCGGUAUAUCACUGAUCAAGGAAAAGUGAACAGUCCAGAACAUGGGACAUUGUUUGAUUUCUCUAUAUUACAACCACCUUUAAAAAAUCGCAACAGACAACCAACUGAACCACUACAACACUUAAAGAUUAUGAUUCUUCAUAAACGGGAUAAAUUACUUGUUCAUCCUUUAUGUGAGAUGUUUCUCAAAGUAAAAUGGAUGAUGUAUGGUAGAUGGGUUCAUUUAAUCAUAACUGUUUAUUACAUAAUAUUAAAUUCGGCAGUAACCUUUUCCUGCCUAAGACAAGUACCAUUAAUUAUGGGAUAUAAUAAUAAUCAAGUAGAUCACUGUGUUCAAAAUUUAUACAGUCAAACAAAUGAAUCAAGUUUUAACAAAAGAAUAUUGAUUUUCAUUUUGUUUGUUAGUUUAUCAAAUAUGUUUACACAAUGCUUGCAAAUUAUUUCACAAAGAGUGAAAUAUUUUAAACAUUGGAAUAACCACUUUGCUUUAAUAUUUCACUCAUUACUUAUUAUAAAUUCAGUAAUAAGUUUAAUUGGUAAUAAUCAACUAUAUUCUGCUGUUCUAGCAAUAAUUGUCAUGUUUAUAGCUUGGAUGAAUCUACUUUUACAAAUGAUUAGGUCACAAGAUUUUGGAAUAUUUAUCAUCAUGUUUAUACAUGUGACAGCCACAGUUGCUAAAUUGUUACCUUUAUCUUUAUAUCUUCUUAUUGGAUUUGCAACAGUAUUUCAACAACUAAUUCAGUUACCAGAUGAAGAGGUGUUCAAUUCUUUAUCUGACAAUAAUAAAAUACAGUUCCGUAACUGUUUCAUUGAGUAUACAAGUUCACUAAACCAUUCAAUGAAUAAUAUAACAAAAAUAAAUAGAAAACAAUUCAAUAUGCUUAGUAAUAUUGGACUAACAUUUUUCGAUACAUUAAUGAUGAUGAUGGGUGAAUAUAAGCGUACAAAAAUUAUUAUCCAGUCAUAUUUAGAGGAUCAAGUAUCUGCAAUACCUUAUCCGAAGUUGACGUUCAUCUUUUAUAUAGCAUUUAUUAUUUUAAUACCAAUAACACUGAUCAGCUUGACGAUUGGUUUAGCAGUUGGUGAUAUUGACAAGGCUAGAAGAAGUGCGACACAAGAACUAAUUUAUCGACAAGUUUACUGGUUAGAUAGUUUAGAAGCGAAUCUCCCACGUUGGUUAUACGCUAAAAUUUGUGUUCAAAAAUGGUUAUUGAAACCAGCUAGACCAAAUGUACCAAGAUAUGAGCGUUCUAGACAAGAACUAAACAAAACUGUCGAACUUUUAAAUCAACGACUGAAUAUAAUCAACAAAAAAUUGGAAUGGUUCAAUUAUCAAUUGCAUCAAAUCAUGCAAAAGCUAUCAAUACAAACAAUGGAAACACUAUUGGAUACUGGAAGUUACGAUGAUGUCAGUUAAAUACUUGAUUCGACCAUUUUGUCGAUCCGUUAAAGUACAAAUCAAGUUAAACAAUUGAUUCAUUCUACUUACAGCCAACAUUGUUAAACCGACAUUCAGAACCAGUUUACGUUCUGUUCUGUUGUCAAAUCCUUAUCAUAUACAUCUCAUUAUUAUCCAACUCAUUAUUAUUAACUCCAAUUAUAAACCCACACUAAUUCAAUUUUAUAUUGAAAUCAAGCUAGAAUUUAGUUAGUUUUCAUGUAUGUAAUUGUGCUACUCACAAAAACAAAUACAUAAGCAC